UGCCGCUUAUGUGUUGUACGAAGAUCAAAUUUAUACACAUUUUAUGGUUUAAUACAGAAAUAUGUACUUGGAAAAAAUGUUUACAGUGCUAUUUAUUAUAACGACCAAUGGCCUCAAUGCAAUAAAGGCUUAUACUGUGGAAGAAUGUAGGGUUAUAAAGACAUCAGUACAAUGUUGCGUAAUAAAUGGACCACCGACAGAUCCAGACACAAUUGACGAUGUAAGGAAAUGUUUUGAGGACAUUCCCAAAACGGAUACACAAAAUUGUGACAUCGACAUAUGUGUAGCACAGACAAAAGGUUAUGUGACACCAGAAAACCAAAUAAACAAGGAGGUAUUAGACGAAGAAGUUGCUUAUAGCUUUGAUCAUAUACCGACUUUGCUGAAACCUGUAAAGGAAAAUUGUGUCUAUGGUGAUUUGUCGAGAUUUGGUUCAGCCUGUGAGUUCAUUCUUACUAGGCGAUGCAUUCAUUUACAUAUGAUAGCGUUCUGCCCGGAAUGGAAAAGUGACGAAAUGUGCGAGUAUCGACAGACAAGAGCACUAAAGUGCGUUGAAGAGAUGGACAACUACACCCAAGCUGACAUGGACAAGUUUUGGGGAAAUUAAUGGUUAUCAAGCAUAACAGCAUAACA
Hyposmocoma kahamanoa is the source of this 633-nucleotide messenger RNA. RefSeq lists its product as uncharacterized. The record is from RefSeq and is a predicted model, not a curated record. The transcript has 5 exons. Lineage: Eukaryota; Metazoa; Arthropoda; Insecta; Lepidoptera; Cosmopterigidae. The coding region runs from base 62 to 607 and encodes 181 amino acids.